Molecule: messenger RNA, 2544 nt
Organism: Anoplopoma fimbria (sablefish)
Lineage: Eukaryota; Metazoa; Chordata; Actinopteri; Perciformes; Anoplopomatidae
Gene: jakmip3
Product: Janus kinase and microtubule interacting protein 3
Exons: 23
Coding region: 1-2544 (847 amino acids)
Molecular function (GO): microtubule binding; kinase binding
Source: RefSeq, a predicted model, not a curated record
AUGUCAAAGAGAGGAGCAGGGGGGCGGGGAAAGGGGGAGAGACCUGACGCCAUGGCAACCCUUCAAGCAGCAAAUGAGGAGCUGAGAGCCAAACUGACAGAAAUCCAGAUAGAACUACAACAUGAAAAGAACAAGGUCAGCCGCCUGGAGAGGGAGAAGAGCCAGGAGCUGAAGGCGGAGCAUCACCGGGCCACGGUCGCCGUGACGGAGCUGAAGACCAAACUCCACGAGGAGAAGCAGAAGGAGCUGUCGGUUACCAGGGAGACGUUACUACGGCAACACGAGAUGGAGCUGAUGAGAGUCAUCAAGAUCAAAGACGGAGAGAUUCAGCGUCUGAACGGCCUGGUGCUGACGCUUAGGGACGGAUCCACGGACAAGGUGAGGAGCGCCCUAAUGGCCGAGGUGGAGGAGGCCAGGAGGAGCUGGGAGGCAGAGCGUUGUCGCCUCCAGCAGGAGGUGCAGGAGCAAAGAGGAGCAAAGAGGAACGCUGAGGAGGCUCUCACUUCGGCACAGCAGGCCUGCCAGGCCCGAGCAGCUGAACUGAGAUCAGCUCAUCACCAACACCAGGAGGAGCUGAACAGGACAAAGAGAGACUGUGAGAGGGAGAUCCGCCGGCUGAUGGAUGAAAUUAAGUUGAAGGACAGAGCUGUCAGUGUUUUGGAUAAAGCCCUGGGGCUGCAGGCUGGACACGCCCACCGCCUCCAGCUGCAGACUCAGGCUGCUGAGCAGCAAAUCGCAGCCCUGAGAGAUGCACAGAGGGUUGGACUAAACCACCCUGGCCAAGCUCUUAACCCCACCCCUAACACUGCUCCUCACACCGAGGACCGGGACACACGCAGGUUUCAGUUAAAAAUCGCUGAACUCAGUGCCGUUGUCAGAAAGUUGGAGGAUCGAAACGCUCUGCUGUCUGAAGAACGAAACGAACUGCUGAAGCGUCUGAGAGAGACAGAGAGUCAGUUCCUUCCUCUUCUGGACAAAAACAAACGUCUGAGCAGGAAGAACGAGGAGCUGGCGCUCACGUUACGUCGCCUCGACAACAAGCUUCGCUUCGUCACCCAGGAGAACAUGGAGAUGACACGGCGUGCUGGUUCGGUCAGGAGACCAAGUUCUUUAAAUGACCUGGACCGCAGCCACUCCACCAGUUACCAUGGUUACAGCCAGGAUGAGAGAGAGAUGGAGUUUCUGCGUUUACAAGUUCUGGAGCAACAGCACAUCAUCGACGACUUGUCCAAGGCUCUGGAGACAGCUGGUUAUGUAAAGAAUGUUAUAGAGAGAGACAUGUUACUGAGAUACAGACGUCAGGAAUCAGUGAGGAGGAAACGAACUUUCAAAGCCUGCAGGGUUAUAGAGACAUUCUAUGGCUAUGAUGAGGAAGUUUCUGUGGACUCUGAUGGAUCAUCUUUGUCGUUUCACACCGACCGAACUCCUGAUACAGAACCAGACGAGGUGUGUGUGCGUGAGGAGGUGGAGUUUCGUUACCGUCAGCUGACUCAGGAGUAUCAGGCGCUGCAGCGAGCGUACGCUCUCCUGACGGAGACGAGCGGAGUCAACUACGACGCUGAGAAGGAGAUCAAGACCAGAGAGCAGUUGCUGACUGAAAUCUCUCAAUAUCAAACCAGAGUUGCAGACCUGGAGUCAGCACUGAAACAGCAAGGACUGGAUGUGAAGUGGGUGGAGGAGAAGCAGGCAUUGUACCAAAGGAAUCAACAGCUGGUUGAGAAGGUGAAGCAAAUGGAAGGUGAAGAGCUGCAGCUAGAAAAUGAAAUCCAGGACGUCAGAGAUCAAAACGAACUGCUGGAGUUUCGGAUCUUGGAGCUUGAGGAGAGGGAGCGACGCUCACCUGCCAUUAACUUCCAACAACUCCAUUUCCCAGAAGGCCUCAGUCCCCUACAGAUCUACUGCGAAGCAGAGGGAGUCACUGACAUUUCGAUCAGUGAGUUGAUGAAGAAGCUGGACAUUCUGGGAGAUAACGCCGUAAGUAAUCUGUCCAAUGAAGAGCAGGUGGUGGUGAUCCAGGCCAGGACGGUUCUAACUCUAGCAGAAAAGUGGUUGGAGUCCAUUGAAGGGACAAAGUCGGCUCUGCAGCAGAAAAUGUUGGACAUUGAAAGCGAGAAGGAUCUGUUCAGUAAGCAGAAAGGUUACCUGGACGAAGAGUUGGACUACAGGAAGCAGUCAAUGGAUCAGGCUCAUAAGAGGAUCCUGGAGCUGGAGGCCAUGUUGUUUGAGGCUCUGCAGCAGGAGGAGGAGUUUAGGAUGGUGGGAUUAAAGAUGGAGCACAGCCGUCUGUCUGAAACACUGACGGAGGAAGAACGGGACGGGCUGAGGAGAGCGAUGGACCAAUGGAAAAGAUCUGUGAUGUGUGAGCUGAGAGAGAGAGAUGCCCAGAUCCUCCGAGAGAGGAUGGAGUUACUGCAACUCAUACAACAGAGGAACAAGGAGCUGGAAGAAUGCAUAGAAGCACAGAAACGACAGAUUAAAGAGCUGGAGGAGAAGUUUCUAUUUCUGUUUCUAUUCUUCUCUUUGGCAUUCAUCCUCUGGUCCUAA